Messenger RNA from Macadamia integrifolia, 2227 nucleotides. RefSeq lists its product as uncharacterized. The transcript has 6 exons. The record is from RefSeq and is a predicted model, not a curated record. The coding region runs from base 269 to 1978 and encodes 569 amino acids. NCBI's taxonomy places the organism in Eukaryota, Viridiplantae, Streptophyta, Magnoliopsida, Proteales, Proteaceae.
GCCGUCAAAGUCCACGGUGGCUUCCGUCAAAGAUUACUGAUCUUUUGUGCAUGCGAAGAAACACUUUAGCUAGGGUUUUCAGAGUCUCCGGUACUCGAUCAAACGGCGGGAAAAUUUGACGCAGAGGCGAAGAAUCCGUUUUUGGAUCCGCAGAAUUAAAGUUUCGUCGCUCUUGGCGUUUACUCGAACUUUGUAUUGAAGGUUUCGUUUUGAUCUGUUGUUGCUUUCCUGUUUCGAUUUACUACUCUUGGUCUUGGUUCGAAAUUUGAUGGUUCAGUUGAUGAAUUCUGGUGAUCUCCGACCGGAGUCGGAGUCUUCGUGUCGGAAUAAGUUUCCGGUGAAGUUGGAGAUCGGAGACCCAUUGGAUGAAGAGCACGUUUCUAUCAACAAGCGAGCCAAGCUCUCCACUCCUCCUCCUCCUCAGCAGUGGAACUCUGGAAGUGGCGUAUGUACGAUCCCGCCUUUACAGUACAACCCACUUGAUGAGCCUAGUCCGUUGGGUCUGAGAUUGAAGAAGAGUCCCUCAUUUUUGGAUUUAAUUCAAAUGAGGCUCUCUCAAGGGAAUGGUUCAACAGUAACCAGUGGAAGUCUUGAAGUAGGGAAAAAGAAGGAUGGUAAAAGUGCUGCUGCUCCGGGAGCUACUGAUAAGCUCAAGGCUUCCAAUUUUCCUGCUUCGCUUUUAAGAAUUGGAACUUGGGAGUGUAUAUCAAGAUAUGAAGGUGAUCUUGUUGCGAAGUGUUACUUUGCGAAGCAUAAGCUUGUUUGGGAGGUUCUUGAAGGUGGCCUUAAGAGUAAGAUAGAAAUUCAGUGGUCAGAUAUCAUGGCUUUGAAAGCAAACUGCCCAGAUAACGGACCUGGGACCUUGGAUAUAGUGCUGGCCAGACAGCCUCUUUUCUUUAAGGAGACCAAUCCGCAGCCUAGGAAGCACACCCUAUGGCAGGCAACUUCAGAUUUCACUGGUGGACAAGCAAGCAUACAGAGACGACAUUUUCUGCAGUGCCCACAAGGAUUAUUGAUCAAGCAUUUUGAAAAGCUUAUCCAAUGUGAUCCUCGUCUGAAUAUGCUGAGCCAACAGCCAGAAAUAGUGUUAGAUUCUCCAUACUUUGAAACCAGAGGUUCUGUUUUCGAGGACCCAGAUGAAUCUAAAUGCCAAGGUUUUGAUCCACUGAACAGUGGAUAUGUAGCCCCUUUCCCUGGGUUCCGGGAUGAAGCAUCGCCAUCUGCUACCCAGUCAUCUACCUCAAAAGGUGAACUUCUAGAUCCUGUCGGGAGACCACCAUCACCAGGUCGUGUGCUUUUUGAAACUUCUUCUCCUAGCUCAGAAGUGGGUUCUUGUCUAAACCUUACUGAGCCUGAUUUAUCUUUCUUAUGUGAUAAUGGAUACUGGACUAUUGAAGAAACUGGAAGCAGUGAAGCUGAGGAAUCAAAAGGGGUUAACCAGUGGGACCAAUUGAAAGUUCCUGGACUUGUUUCUUCCAUGUCUAUGAGUGAUCUUGUGAGCCACAUUGGACAUUGUUUAUCAGAACAGAUCAACUCUGGCAAUUCUCUCCUCUCUGGCGAAGGAUUACCGGGCAAGGACAUGCUGGAGGAAAUUGCCCAAUACUUGCUCAGUGACUCUCAGUUUACGUCAGCCUCUGAUGAGAAGUCCCUCAUGUCAAGAGUCGAUUCCCUUUGUUGUCUUCUACAGAAGGAUCCUGCUACAGUGCAAAACUUGCAGUUUAGCAGCGAAGGUGAUGUGACUGAUGCGGGCAAGGAUGGUUUACCCAACUCCUCCCAUGACUUGAAGCCAGAGAUUAAGGCCAUGUCUGAACUUCCAGUGGUUGAAGGGGAAUCUCAUGAAUCGUCUAGUUGUAAGCAAACUCCAUCUAUGUCAAGGAAAGACUCAGUUGGGGAUUUGCUGCUUAAUCUCCCGCGAAUUGCAUCUAUGCCUCAUUUCUUGUUCAACAUCUCAGAAGAUGGUGAGAAUCAAGCAAGAUAAGAUCCUCUUUCCCCACCCUACUACAACAAAAAUCCCAGUUUCUCAAACCAUGUACAAAAAAUGUAAUCAAAGAUCUGUUUUUCAGCCUUUGCUGAUGAACCAUUUUCAGGAACAUUGAAGUUUUGGGAUUCGGAGAUUCAUUUUGAUAGUCUUUUUCUGGUGAGUCCCAUAAUAGGUUAUGUAAUUUAAUGCCAGCUGGAUAUUUGAUAUUUCCUUGUAUAAUAAAUUAGUAUUCUCUUUGUAACUUAA